UAUAUUACCGUAGUCUCUGGAUUUCAUAAUUGUAUGUGCCGCCGGUUUGAAGAGUCAAAACAAACCUGUGUGAUUACGCACAGCAGUGGUUACGUUUGAUACGGAAAUUAUUAAAUAGCAGCAAUAUGAGUCGAAGAAAAAGAGCGAAGGUGGAGUACAGAGAAAUGGAAGAGAAAUAUAAUCAACUAGAGGAUGAAAAUGCUUCAGAUACAUCGGAAAAAUCUAAACCUGGUCUUGUAACGCCAGAAAAGAAAGUUGUUCCUGAAGUAAAAAAAGAAUCUGAUACAAGUAUAUCGCAAUCCGUUCCCACAUCUUCAGCACCAAGAAUCGAAGUAAAAGAAGAAGACGAUCAAGAUAGCGAUCAUGAAGAUCCUCAUGUAAAAGAAUUACUCAAUGGUUUGGAAGGGGCAGCAUUUCAAAGUCGUCUUCCAUUCGAUAAAUUAACUUCUACAGAAGCUGCUUGUUUCCCAGAUGUUUCUGGCGGUCCACCACAGACUCAGAAAGUUUUUCUUCACAUUCGAAACAGACUUUUGCAAUUAUGGCUUGAAAAUCCAAAACAACAAUUGAUAAUUGAGAAUGCUUUGCCAGCAAUAGAACCACCUUAUAAUAGCGAUACUGUAUUGGCACGUCGAAUUCAUGCAUUUUUAGAAAGACAUGGUUUUAUUAAUUUCGGAGUAUUUAAACGACUUAAACCAUUGCCUACGAAGAAGUUAGGUAAAGUAAUCGUAAUUGGAGCAGGUAUUGCUGGUUUAGCUGCAGCUCAACAAAUGCAACAAUUUGGUUUAGAAGUAAUUGUACUCGAAGCACGGGAUCGCGUUGGUGGACGAAUUGCAACAUUUCGUAAAUCUUCAUAUAUAGCCGAUCUCGGGGCUAUGGUAGUCACGGGUUUAGGUGGGAAUCCCGUAACAACACUUAGUAAACAGAUUAAUAUGGAACUUCACAAAAUUCGACAAAAGUGUCCUUUAUACGAAAGCGAUGGGCAAACGGUCCCAAAAGAUAAAGAUGAAAUGGUAGAGAGAGAGUUUAACCGGUUAUUGGAAGCAACUUCGUAUCUUUCACAUCAAUUAGAUUUUAAUUACGUGGGUAGUGCUGGAUCUGGACAAGGUGGUAAUACACGACCGGUUUCAUUGGGUCAGGCAUUGGAAUGGGUUAUACGUUUACAAGAGCAAGGUGUCAAACAGCGUCAAGUAGCACAUCUGCGUUCCGUACUCUCUCUCCAAGGUCGACUUAUCACCAAUCAACAUAGGAUGAUAGCAAUCAUGGAUCGUUUGGUCGAGUUAAAUAAGCAAUAUAAAGAGAUGACCGAAAGUAAAUUACAAACACGUGAUAUAACGCAAGAAUUCGUAUUGCGUUCAAAAUUACGCGAUCUUCAUAAUGCAUGCAAGGAAUGGGAUCAACUUUCCGAACAGCAGAAAGAAAUCGAGGCAAAAUUACAAGAAUUGGAAGCCUCUCCUCCCAGUGACGUAUAUCUUUCUUCGAAGGACCGUCAAAUAUUGGACUGGCAUUUUGCAAAUUUGGAGUUCGCCAACGCGACGUCGCUAUCGAACCUAAGCCUGAAACAUUGGGACCAAGACGACGACUUCGAAUUUACCGGCAGCCAUCUAACAGUUCGCAACGGCUACUCGUGCGUACCUGUUGCUCUGUCCGAGGGCCUGGACAUCCGGCUGAACACGGCUGCAAGGGCGGUCCGCUACGGGGUGAACGGGGUGGAGGUGUGGGCCGCACCCUCGCGCAGCCCCCACACAAAUCACACGGUGUACAAGGCGGACGCGGUGCUGGUCACCCUUCCCCUCGGAGUGCUCAAGGCGUCCGCGCCGCCGUCCGCGGUCGCCUUCAAUCCUCCGCUUCCGGACUGGAAGUCGCAGGCUAUUCAGAGGCUCGGUUUCGGCAAUUUAAAUAAGGUGGUGCUGUGCUUCGAACGGAUCUUCUGGGAUCCGACCGCCAAUUUGUUUGGCCACGUGGGGAGCACGACCGCGUCGCGUGGUGAGCUCUUCCUCUUCUGGAAUCUUUACAAGGCGCCGGUGCUGUUGGCCCUGGUCGCUGGAGAGGCUGCCUGUGUCAUGGAGAAUGUCAGCGACGAUGUGAUCGUUGGACGUUGCAUAGCCGUCUUGAAGGGUAUCUUCGGAAACCAAGUGGUUCCGCAGCCGCGCGAGAGUGUAGUGACGAGAUGGCGAGCGGAUCCAUGGGCGAGAGGCUCGUACAGCUUCGUCGCGGUCGGCAGUUCCGGUAGCGAUUACGAUCUUUUGGCCGCCCCUGUCGCGCCCCCUGCCACCCCUGGCGCACCGCCGCCGCAGCCCAGGGUUUUCUUCGCAGGGGAGCACACCAUACGAAAUUACCCGGCUACCGUGCACGGCGCAUUUCUCAGCGGACUACGCGAGGGUGGACGGAUCGCGGAUCAACUCUGCGGAAGCCCUUACGCCCCACCGACGAUGCCCGCUUCCGGUCCAGCGCCCACGGCGAUUCCAACCGCGACAACCGGAUCCACGACCACGCCUUAGCGUCCUGCCGCGGAAUCAUCCUUGGCUUUCGAUCGAUAGAAAAAAAAUGAGAGAAAAAGAAAAAAAAAGAAAAGAAAAAAAAAGCGUUACAAUAUCAUCGUACGAUUCAAUCGAUCAUCAUCGUCAUUCUAUUAUUAUUAUUAUUAUUCUCGCUUAGACGACACGAAGGAAAGUACGAGAGCUGGAAUACGGUAGCUGGAAUUUUUUUUCUUCGAAAAUUAAAGAGGAUCGUUCAUUAUACAUAUAUAUAUGUAUAUAUGUAUUUUUUUUUUUUUUUUUUUUUUUCCGUUCUUUCGAAGAGCAUAAAAGUUCCAGAUAUCAGAAGCUCGUUUAUCGUGUUUUUCUCGAUUGUGAUCGUAUAUUCGAGGCUCGAACGAGAGCCAACAGGUGCACGUAUACGAGCGCGAUCUUACGAUUAUUAUUAGUUAGGGAAAAAUCUAUCCGCGAAUAACCAUUUCCUCCCAACGUUGUACGUGGUAAUAAACGUUUAUAUUGGACGAUCGACGUUUGAUUCGUCCUGGUUCGAUCCGUCGGUUUUCUGCUUGAUUGCUCCUAUUAUCAUGGGAAUAUAAUUGAAACGCGAUCGUAAUUGAGAAUGGGAGGUGGAGGAGGAGGAGGAGGAGGAUUGGCGAAGCGGAUCGAUUAUUAAGUGUAUCGACGUGACGUUUUCGAGCGAUUCGAGAUUUUCGUCGGUUCCGUUCGGAUUCUUUCGGAUCCCCUUGGACGAAGAGAUCGUAUUUAUUUUUCAGACAUCGCGCCCGAAGCGUGAGGAUACGUUUAAAAUAAAGCGGACAGAGUCGAGGAUUUGAGAAUGAUGAUCGAGCCGAGAAUCGUGUCACGAUUAACGCACGUCGAUUCAUUUACACACACGUAUGCAUACACAUACACAUACACACACAUACACGUCGCUACGAUCCUCGAUAUUCUUAUUUCCGCUUCUCUUUCGUAUUUUUAUUAUAUACGAAGGAGAUCGCAUCGAACGAGAGGAUCGUAGCCGAUCUUAGAGAUACGUCGAUUCAUGAUAAGAAAGAUUCGUGCCUUUUGCUACUACGUUCCAUCACGUACAUUACACUGUUUAGUCUGUACCAUAUCGUAGAAAUCGUUUCACUGUACGUUUAACAUACUCUCUCUCUCUCUCUCUUUCUCAUAUACAAUUAUCUUUUCUUCCUUCCUCUUUUUUUUUUUUUUUUUUUUUACUCGCUUCGACACGCUUUCAUAGGUCACGCGCAUUUAUCCCCAAAUCUUCCUUCUUUUCCGUACAUAUAUAUAUAUAUUAUGCUUCCUCGAGAUCUCUCGAUCUAUUAUAUCAUUAGCUACCUUCCAUCACUUCUUAUCUUCAAUUAAUCGAUUAUCGAUUAUACGUUAUUAUAUAUAUUUUAGCAUUAACGGGAAGAAACCAGAGCAUGCAUUUUCGCAACGAGAACAAAAGGGAAAAAAAAAAAGAAAAGAAAGAAAAAAAAUAUCCGACGUGGAAUAUCGUUUUCGCGCAUUAAAAACGCGUACAAUUGCCGAACAAACCCACAUCUCAACCCCCCGACAACAACGAACGCCCGAUCUAUAUAUUAUUAUAUAUAUCUAUACGCUCGAUCUGAUCGAUUCAAACGCUCAAACCGUUAAGCCGUUAAGCCGCAGAUACUUUUUUCCAAUGGGGAGGGAUGGACACCGAAAUGAUCCACGUAGCCCGCGAGAGAACACCCCCGCUACGGAGGAUGAUGAUUGACUCCGUUCAAGCCAAGAUUUCAUCGCCCUCGAAUCACGAGUUCGAUCGGUGACCGAUUAUCGAUUAUUAUCAAUUAAGGGGAACGGAAUUGGAGGAAUUUGCCAUCGAUUAAAAUCGACUUCGAGGAAUCGAAUCAAGCGCACAUACGUACACACAUACACAUCCACACACAUACACAUGCGCGCACACACACAUAUACACAUGCAGAUACAUUUUAAGCUUCUCUCUCUCUCUCGUGGAUGAUACUUCGAGAGAUGAAACGGAAAUAAUCCACGUAAAAGCGUAAAGAAAGAAAGAACCGUCUCACUGUAUACUUCGCCGAGUUGACGAUGUGAAAAAUUUCUUCUGUAUAAGUUAUAAGGUAUAUAGAAAGAAAGAAACGCGUGCGCGAUCGCCAACGUUAGAUGUCUCAACGUCCCACCGCAACACCAUGUGCGCAAUAAUGUACGUAUAAAUCUGUAAAAGACUAAUCGAUGAAUCGAUCGUUGAUCGAUUCUUAAGCAAUUCCGCUUAUAAUUUGUCUUGAUUAAAGGCAGAGAGUUGUUACGACACCAACGUUUGUGAAGAAAAACCCGUUUCGUGUUUCA
Messenger RNA from Apis mellifera (honey bee), 4805 nucleotides. It is a transcript of the gene Su(var)3-3, whose product is annotated as lysine-specific histone demethylase 1A. Lineage: Eukaryota; Metazoa; Arthropoda; Insecta; Hymenoptera; Apidae. Gene Ontology annotation, biological process: regulation of DNA-templated transcription. The transcript is spliced from 14 exons. Gene Ontology annotation, molecular function: flavin adenine dinucleotide binding; protein binding; oxidoreductase activity. Gene Ontology annotation, cellular component: nucleus. The record is from RefSeq and is a predicted model, not a curated record. The coding region runs from base 126 to 2498 and encodes 790 amino acids.